UUUUUUUUAAUAUAUAUUGAAAAAAAAAAAUGCAAUAUGCAUCGUUGAAUCUCUUGGUCUGUUUCCUUUUAGUUUUCGCUAGCCUGAUCCUGACAUUGACCAUCAUCUUCAUCCUCGGAUGCGGAGUGUUCAUCGCUUGGGAGGAGUUGAACGACGAUGCAGAAGCUGAUAGGGACGACAGGUUCAUAAAGGCAAGGAAGGACCAGCUGGACGAUGACCCCCUGGGCCAGGAAGAGAGUCGAUUCAGUGAUACCCCUGCCUGCCAUAACAUCCAGCCAAGCAGGGCGGAAGACUUGCCAGAGUGUCUGCCGAGGAUGCGCCUCCCCGGAUCCCCCGGCUACGAUUGUGUCGUUCCAAAUAUGAUACAAAAGGCCUUUAUGUUCAAGUCGCAGACUAAACUGCAAGAGCGUACAGUAUUUCUGCACCAGCAGAUUCGCAGGCGUAAGAGAUUGUGACGAAGGAAAACAUGUUCAAUAACUACCAAAUGUGCUGAUAGAUUUUUUCAAACGGGACAAAACAACAAAAAAAGACAAGAAAAGAUUAUAAAUAAAUAAAAACUAAGUUCGAUACUUUUUAUUCAAAUAAUUUAAAAAAUCAUAAGAAGACAUGUCAGAUAAUAAAACAAUCGUUCUGGUACUAAUAUCAGACAAUGCAUUUUAAAAAAAAUUAUAAAACCACACUGGAUACCACUGACCCAUUGGAAUAGGAAAGUACCGACCGGGCAAAUACUGUGACGCAGAAGACUACAAGGGAAGAGUUGAGAAAUUGAAGUUGUUAGGUUCAGAUUCUGCAGUCAGUGGAAGAAGCAUCAAAGCCAUGUUAUGUCUUAUGUUUCUUUUUUUAAGUAACUGUUUUAUUGUUGCAAAUGAAAGUUUGAAUUUGGGUUUAUUAACGACACAAUUUGCUAGAAACAGAUCCAUAAAUUGCAGAUAGGGGGUGUUGAAAUUACUCUGGAAAAUUUUGUCAUAUUUUUUAUGCAUUUCAAGCUUUUCUUUUACUCAAUAUAGUCUUAAAUGAUUAAUUACAAUGGUUUAUUUAAAUA
Messenger RNA from Cimex lectularius (bed bug), 1042 nucleotides. RefSeq lists its product as uncharacterized. The coding region runs from base 30 to 455 and encodes 141 amino acids. The record is from RefSeq and is a predicted model, not a curated record. NCBI's taxonomy places the organism in Eukaryota, Metazoa, Arthropoda, Insecta, Hemiptera, Cimicidae. The transcript has 3 exons.